Molecule: messenger RNA, 4889 nt
Organism: Neltuma alba
Lineage: Eukaryota; Viridiplantae; Streptophyta; Magnoliopsida; Fabales; Fabaceae
Product: tRNA(adenine(34)) deaminase, chloroplastic
Exons: 5
Coding region: 740-4624 (1294 amino acids)
Biological process (GO): tRNA wobble adenosine to inosine editing
Cellular component (GO): chloroplast
Molecular function (GO): tRNA-specific adenosine deaminase activity
Source: RefSeq, a predicted model, not a curated record
AUCCCGCUGUCCUAAUCACACAAUCCGUUCCCCUCCUUCUCGAUUCAGCUGUGUGACCGAGAGCCUCAUCUCUCUGUACAAGGAAUCUUCAAGCCGAUCCUGUUCAUUUCGUUCGUCCAAGUCGAAGUAGCCCACAGAACUCCCAUCUUCAUACUCAAAGAUCGAGGUCCAGUAAUGUCAACUCCUUGGCUGCGAAUCUCACUUGCUACCACACAAGCUCGACGCCUAUAGGAACAAAUUCUGAAUCUCUCUCUUAUUGUGGGUCACGGCUAUGCACAGACAGAAAGCCAUCUCCGUUCAGUUUUUGCAGCCUCUGUCCUCAGUUGCAUGUUCAUCUCCGCUAUUUAACUCUCUUCAAAAGUCACGCCCUUUGACUUGGUUAAUUGAUUAAUUGAUGAACCACGCCAAUCAUUAUAGUCUUCCUGAGCUAUCUAUUGAUAGAUGGUAGUUGGUACGACAAUGGAUGCUGUAAAAAGGGCUUGGUGAAGUAUAAAACAGUCCUCAGGGUUUACUCCUGUAGGCAAUUUGCUUUGCUGAUCAUUCUGAUUCCUAAAUCGGAACUUAGAAGAUUUAGAAGAUUGACUGGCUUAUUGCUAAUCCUUUUAAACUCUGCUCAGCUCUCUUCUCUCAUAUAAGCGUUCCUUGCUGAUGAAGUGAUACCUGGUUUUGCUGUAGCCCAGAGGACCCCUGAUUCAGCAAAGUAACCCCUCCCUCUUUUGGAGGGAAGACAAAAACAGGAAUGCACAACGCAUAUUUUAGCUCCACCAUAUAUGCUAUUCGGAGUAAAAGUUCCUUCUCUUUAUCAUUCAAUGAUUACCCAAACGUGUCAUGUGAAAGAUUUGACAGAGUCCCAUCAUGCCGCCCCUCAUGCUGUGGUUGUUGUCAUGGCUGUGCACUCUCCACCUGUAGAGUAUCCUUAAACCCUAGUCUUCUAUUUGGGUUGAGACAAUCCACUUUGCUUCAAUUGUCAGCAUCUAGAAGGUUGAUUUUGGAUGGAAGAGACCGAUAUUUCUCCCAGCUAGCAGCGUAUGGUCUCAAUAGAGAUUGCUAUGAGCUUGAUUGCUCGUUCAGUGAGAGAAGUGUUCCUAACAGAAGUAAGAGGAGAAUAAAUCAAAGGUUUUUUUGCUCAGUUUCGGAGGAAGAGAGUGGAACUAACCAUUCUUUUGGUUCUGACGAUGCUGAAUCAGUUAUCAGCUUAUUGAGUGAGGAGGCAGAUGGGAAUUUUACUUGUUUUAGAGCAAAGAAUGUUUCGUCAUCCAAGAACUUGGAUAUGGAGAAGAAGAGGAAAAAUUGGAGGAGAGAGAGAAAUCAGAAUUCAGGUAAGAAAGAAGUAAAGAAAGGAAAUCUGAAGCAUCUAGAGACCUUGACAAGAGACUUGAGGAAAGAGGAUGAAAAGCUCAAUGAAGAAAAGAAAGCUGUUGCAAAAGGUGGACACCAUGGGAAACGAAGAGAUGUUUCUAGUUGCUCAUCUUAUUACUCCUUUUCAUCUUUAGGAGAUAUGGUUAGCGACCUGGAAGUUGAAGAUAAGCAUGGGAAAUUUUUGGAAGAAUUAUCAGUGGAGGAGGACAAAACAAGUCAUAUGGAGGAACAGGUGAAGGAAGAAUUCAACAGGCUAAGAAAUGACUCAGAGAAGCUGGAAGAAAUUUCAAACCAGGAAAGAACUGCAUAUCAUGCUGAUAUUGAUUGCAGUCUAAGAAAGAAGUCUGAGAAGAAGCUGACGGAGGUAACUACAGAAGAAAAGUUAGGGAAAGAACCCCAAGACAUACAUCCAAGAUUGUCUGGGAGGCAUGAAUCUGGUUAUGGAAAAGCCUCCACAUCUCACAAACAAUUUGAAAGCGAGGAUGACACUUCAUCUCUGAUUAGAAAUUCACUUAAGAAAGCAAGAGAGGACCAGAUUCAAAUUUCAAACCGAAGAAAGUAUCAAUCUACAGAAAUACAAGAGUCUGAUGGUUAUGAAGCCGAACUGAAAAACACAUUUGGUGGCAGGGAAGGGAACCUAGAGAUAUCAGGAACACUGUUCCGGGAAAAAAAUUAUGGACAAAAAAGUUUUGUUGAUUCUAGCACUAGAAAGGAUGUGUUGAGUAAGAAUAAUCAGAAGAACUUUGAAAAGUCAAUAAUUGAAGGUUCAGAGGUGGGGUCAAAUACUAGGAUGAAGAACCUUGAAGAGGACAAAACUUCAGUUCGAAGUUCAGUUGGGAAUAUGGAGGAGCAUCACUACCAAAAAGGGGACAGGGUCAUUACGCAAAUUGAAGGGAGAAGAAAAUUUCAACUAUCUGAAUUAUCACAAGUCCAGGAGACUAAUGUUGAAACUGCCUCCACAGUAAAGUCUAGUAAUAUAAUAAAGAACCAGAAAGAUAAUUUAAAGUUGUAUUCACAUGUAAAAGGGGUACGACAUGGAACAGAUAUGAAGGCACCUCAAAGUAGGAAACAAUCUGAACUUGUACACUCCGUUUCAAAAGGUCAUGCCAGCAAUGAAAAGCUGGUUUCAAGAUCUCAGGGAGUUUCUGAUGAGAUGAGGUUGUUCAAAGAUAGUAGCUUGACAUCAAUUAACGCAAGAGACACAAGAGAAAGUUAUUGCCAAACGGAUGAAAGAAUUACGCUGAUCAAAUCAAGCAAUGAGGCCCAGCAACCUACAAACCAAUCUAUCUUAGAUGAAAAUAUCUCAAAAGAGGCUCAGAGCUCUCGAGAAUCAUUGAACUUAGUUUCUGAGGGUAGAAAGCAAUAUGUUAUAUUGGCAGAAGGUGGUGAAAGUAGUUCAGAUGCAAUGUUCGUUCCUUCCUCAUCUAAAUUGAUGAGAAGAGGCUCAACCCGUGAUGAACUAGACCCUGGAACUUCAAUCCCAGAGGUCCGCCCCAACACUUCAGAAAGUGUCUCAUCGGCCUUGUAUACCAAUUCAGGAGGAAGAAGUCCAGCUUUGCAAUAUGAACUAUGUUCUACAGAUGGAAGUAGUCAGGUUUAUAGUGAUGCUUUAAAUAUUUUAGCCCCUGAGGAUGCUCUAGCUUCAGCUGAUCGCUUAGAGAAAUCAUCCAAACAGUUUGUGGAUGAGUUUGUUCAGAAGGCCAGGCAUGAGGUUGUGCCUGAAACGCAAGAAAUGGAAAUUACUGGAACCAAAUUGUCCACUGAAGAUGAGAAGAAUCAGUUUUACUGUGGAAGGCAACAGAAUACUCAAAAAGUUUCUAAGUCAAGGGAGCGUGAUUCGAGUCAUUCCUCUGGUUUCUCUGGGGCAAAAGGACCUUCUGAUGAAAUGUGGGAUGAGCCAGAAUCAUCCAUUAAACAAAGUCCACCAGCUGAAGAAGCAGAGGCCAGUCUUGUGAGAGAGAACUCAAUUGUCAAGAGAACAGGUAGGACCCUAUGGGGAAUCAUUGCAGAUGUUGUUCGACUACGGUGGCAUUCACGUGCUGAUGACUCCACUUCAGCCUCAAAAUCAGGUGAAAGAGACUCAUCAAACAAGUCUGACAAUGACACAUGGUUUUCUGGCCAGGAGCCUGAAGAAGCUGGCAAAAGUAAAGUAAUAAAGGAAAGAACAAGUGUGCGAAUACAAGCUACAACUCCUGACCAAUUACAACCUCAAAAAUCUCAUACACAAAAUGAGGGAGAUGUAUUUGACACUAUGAAGUUGACUGACAAAGGAGAACAUCUUGAGGCUGGCACGUCAUUUUCUCCUAAUGAAUUGGGAAGUGGAUCAACAUCUAUGGGCAUCUCCUCUGCUACUGGAGAGGGAAACGCUAGUUGGACUGAAGAUGGAAAAGAUUUCCGAGUCAGUACAUCUGGUGCUGGAACCAUGGAAUUAUCAAUACCUUUACCUGCUAGGCCACCUUUGGUAGAAGAAAUUGUAGAUACUGGUGGAACUGAGUCACUGGGACGAAUGGAGGAUCCCGUUGCUCCGAAACAGACUGAAAUAUCUGUCAUGGGAAGAAGGGAUGCAGAGCUGAAGCAAAGGAAGCUUCAACGGAACAAGCAAGUCAUAAGGGACAGGUUUGAUGAGUGGGAAGAAGCUUAUAAACUUGAACUUGAGCAACGAAGGAUGGAUGAGGUAUUUAUGAGGGAAGCACUUCUGGAAGCCAAGAAAGCUGCUGAUACAUGGGAGGUGCCUGUUGGCGCUGUACUUGUGCGGGAUGGGAAGAUUAUUGCCCGGGGAUGCAACUUGGUGGAGGAGUUACGAGACUCUACAGCCCACGCAGAAAUGAUUUGUAUACGGGAAGCUUCAAAUCUUCUGCGGACAUGGAGACUUGCGGGCACUACACUUUAUGUCACACUUGAACCCUGUCCUAUGUGUGCUGGUGCCAUUCUUCAGGCAAGAAUAGAGACUCUUGUAUGGGGAGCUCCCAAUAAGCUUCUUGGGUCUGAUGGUAGCUGGGUUAGACUUUUUCCUGAUGGGGGAGAAAAUAGAUCAGAAACAAAAGAAAAGCCAGCUGCCCCAGUUCAUCCUUUCCAUCCAAAAAUGAACAUAAGAAGGGGAGUGUUGGCCUCAGAAUGUGCUGAAGUGAUGCAACAAUUCUUUCAGCUGAGAAGGAAAAAGAAGAAAGAACCAUCGCCAUCUCAACCAAGCCAAACUUCUCACCAUCAUCCAUCCAAACUUCUCCAAAAAAUGCAUAACAUUUUCCACAUGAUGUUUUGUUUGUAAGAUCAGACAUGAGAAGAGAUCUUAGUGAAAAGUGAUGCGUACAUGAUCUCAUUAAUUAUGGUUUUUGUAAUUUCAAUUACAGGAAGAAGAUUCUGGAACUGUGUAGAAACGUUCGAGAGUUGAUGAUACUUUAUACUCACGUUAGUGUCUUAGAACUCCAGAGAUUAACGGAAUGAUAAAAACAGAGUACUGACAGAUAGGUCAAAUGUAGAAAUGGUUGGUGAGAUAGUGUUUUCAAUAAAUGCAAUUCCAUUUUUCUUAGUCA